AUGUUUGAGGGAGGUGAGAACUACACACGUGUGUCAGAGUUUGUGAUCGUGGGCUUCCCGGGGCUCCACCCAUCCUUCUUCCAUCUGGUGGCCUGGUUCUUCUUCUGCGUCUAUGUGACCACGGUGGUGGGGAACUUCCUGCUGGUUGUGCUGUUUGCCCUGGAGCACAGCCUGCAGAAACCCAUGUACAUCAUCAUGCUCAGCCUGGCUCUGUCAGAUAUAGGUUUUGCAACAGUGGCCCUUCCCAAUCUGAUAGCUCGGUGGUGGUGGAACGACGGGAGGAUCUUCUUCCAUACCUGCAUGUUCCAGGAACAAAUGAUCCACUAUUUUGGAACGCUCAACUCUCUCAUUAUGUUGACCAUGGCUAUGGACCGGUACCUGGCAAUAUGUCACCCUCUCAGAUAUCCUAUGUUGAUGACCAACCGGACAAUGAGUGGUCUAACAGUCUUCUCCUGGAUAUCAGCCCAAGUGGCACCUGGCAUCGUCACCAUAGACUUCAGCAGGAAAGUGUCAUUCUGUGGUCCCAACCAUAUCCUCCAUGUCUACUGCGAUGCUAUAGCACUGACUAGGCUGUCCUGUUCCGACAUGGUGGCGAUCAAUAAUAGCUCCUAUGGGCUGGCCAUGUUUGUCCUCCUCGUCCCCCUCUCCCUUAUCAUCUUCUCCUACAUCAGCAUCAUCGUCACCGUGAUGCGCAUGGCCAACGCACAGGGCAGACGGAAAACCUUCUCUACCUGUGGUACUCAGGGAUGUCUCAUUCUUAUCUACUACAUCCCCCGCUUCAUAGUCUACUCCACGCCCUACAUGCCCAACCUGACAAUUACCCCUGAUCUCCGCGUCGGCCUCAGCCUCAUCUAUAGCCUGUUCCCCCCGGUGGCCAACCCGUUCAUCUACUGUUUCAGGACCAAGGAGAUCAGAACCAUCCUGGGGCGAUGGAGACAGCGUUGGGGGAAUAGCCGGACAGAACCGCGUAAACCCAACACUGUGGCUGUUAUCACGAGAUGAGAUACCACACACUGGGGGUUAUAACAUGUUAUAAUACAAGUAGGAUAGCCAUCCUGGGGUGCUGGGGACAGGGCUGGAAGAACAACAUUCUGCCUGUCAUCAAUAGACGAGGGGUUAGGUUAUAACAUGUUAAUUCAGAGAUAUAACAUGUUAUUUCAGGGUAAUAACCUGAUAAUUUAGAGAUAUAACGUGUGAUUUCAGGGUUAUGACCUGUUAAUUCAGAGAUAUAACAUGUUAUUUCAGGGUAAUAACAUAUUAUGAAUAUAAGAGACAACUCAACACUGUAGCUGUUAUCACUAGACGAGACUCACACACACGUGGUUCUGUAUCAUUGUAUAAAAAUAUAUAUCUGUUUCAUCUUUAAAAUGUGACUUGCGUCGUCUACUGAGUCGUCUCGUUGCUCCGGCGUUGUUGGAUAUUACUAUUCUCAAUGGAUCUGACGGAGAGAUGGCACUUGACAUUCUGAAAAUAGCAUUUAUUUGUAUUUUAUAGUAUCAUAACAAACAGUAAAUCUAAUUUUAAACAAGCCAGUUAAUUGUGCUGUCUGAUUAACUCUCAACCAGUAUGGAUAAUGUAUAAUAAACAGAGGAUAAUGUAUGAUAAACGGAGGAUAAUGUAUAAUAAACAGAGGAUAAUGUAUAGUAAACAGAGGAUAAUGUAUAAUAAAUCGAGGAUAAUGCAUGAUAAAUGGAGG
Molecule: messenger RNA, 1696 nt
Organism: Oncorhynchus nerka (sockeye salmon)
Lineage: Eukaryota; Metazoa; Chordata; Actinopteri; Salmoniformes; Salmonidae
Product: olfactory receptor 1500-like
Exons: 6
Coding region: 1-1002 (333 amino acids)
Biological process (GO): G protein-coupled receptor signaling pathway
Cellular component (GO): membrane
Molecular function (GO): G protein-coupled receptor activity; olfactory receptor activity
Source: RefSeq, a predicted model, not a curated record